GAGCCUAUUCGGCGCAGCCCGGCGUUCCGCCUCAUUCGCUGAGCAGGUCCGUGAACUGUCAGCGCGCUCCGGGCGGUUAAGCCGUGGCUGCCGCCAGGCUUGCUGUACUCCUCCUGAGGUGCCCGCCGGAGCCAAUGUGCCCCGGUCCGCUGGGGCGUGAGCAGCCACCGAGUGGGGGCAACUUGGGAUUUAGAACCCACAGCAGGGACGUCGGUUUGCGAUCGGGACUCAGCGAGGAGGAUGGAAAUCCUGUAUGAAUGUGGAAGCCAUUAGCAGAGUAAUUGCUGUCUGUUACCAUGACAACCAGCCGCUGCAGUCACCUGCCCGAAGUCCUGCCAGACUGCACCAGCUCAGCUGCGCCCGUGGUGAAGACGGUGGAGGAUUGUGGCAGCCUAGUGAAUGGGCAGCCGCAGUAUGUCAUGCAAGUUUCAGCCAAGGACGGGCAGCUGCUGUCAACAGUAGUGCGGACUCUUGCCACCCAGAGCCCCUUCAAUGACCGGCCGAUGUGCAGGAUCUGCCAUGAGGGCAGCAGCCAAGAGGACUUGCUCUCUCCAUGUGAAUGUACAGGGACCUUGGGGACAAUUCAUCGGAGCUGCCUGGAGCAUUGGCUGUCAUCCUCAAAUACCAGCUACUGUGAACUCUGCCACUUCAGGUUUGCAGUCGAGCGCAAACCCAGGCCGUUAGUGGAGUGGCUGAGAAACCCUGGCCCCCAGCAUGAGAAGCGGACUCUGUUUGGCGACAUGGUGUGCUUCUUGUUUAUAACACCCCUGGCCACCAUCUCGGGCUGGCUGUGCCUGCGGGGCGCUGUGGACCACCUGCACUUUAGUAGUCGGCUGGAAGCCGUCGGACUGAUUGCACUCACUGUCGCACUCUUCACCAUUUACCUCUUUUGGACACUAGUGUCAUUUAGGUACCACUGUCGAUUGUACAAUGAGUGGCGUCGGACCAAUCAGAGGGUGAUUCUCCUCAUUCCAAAGUCUGUCAAUGUACCUUCUAACCAGCAGUCCUUGCUGGGCCUACAUUCGGUCAAGAGGAACUCAAAGGAGACAAUUGUUUGAUGUUUGUGUGGGUGGUUGGUUGAUUCAUUGUUUGGGGUUUGGAAGUGGCUGCACUGUGGCCAUGCACUGAGCCACCCCCAAGCCCUUCCUUCAGCCUGGGGGUCUAAGAACAUCCAGAGUGCAUUAGCACAUCACCCCAAGCAACGACCGUUGCCAGAAGAAAGCAAAUGCUGUUUUACUUCAAAUCAUGGAUGCUGCAAUCAUAUGAUAUUUGCUAAGCUGCCAAACAUGUUUAUUUAGCAGAUACUGUAUGGAAUUUUCUGAACACCUCUUUAACGUAUGAGGAAGGUUGUCCUGCUACGGAUGCAAUUCAAUUCUUCCUUUUUUAUUACUAUUUCAAACAUAUAUAUAUAUAUAUAUAUUAAACUUAGAUGAUAAUCAAAAUCAAAAAGCCAAUGUAAAAACUGGUUUCUUGGUUUGGUUGGGUCUUAUUCGAGUUAGUUUGUUUCUCAGUUCCUCGUGUGGAUUAUUUGGGGUACUUUGGUAGCCUGAAUGGUCUCUUUCAUCUCUUUCACAUCCAGGAGACAGCAUAACAGAUGCAGAACAAGUCAUAUUUGAAGAAUGUUUUGUACUAAACUUCAUUUAAUUAUUCAGUUUUUAAAGGGAAAAAGGGCGUGGCAACUCUCCACACAGUGAGCUGUUUAUUUAAAUAUCAUUAAGAAGAAAAUAUGGUGAGAAGCUCACUCCUUUCAACUUCUUUGGUACUGACAGCUGAUAGAAGCUAUUUUCUAAUAAUAAAUAUCCAGUGUGUGAAAAACAAAACCCACUGAUUGCAAAACUCUUUUUUUAAAUCAUAAAACCUGUGAAGUUUCCCAAAGCAGGUUUUAAAGGGAAAAGAGGGAAAAGCAAAAAGGUUGGUGUUCUCACUCCCAUCUCAUUUAGUGCAUGUCUUAAUUCUGCAUUCGUAAUGAACUGGAGGAUCAUUAGACAUUUCUAGGAACCCUAGACCUGUUUUGCAUAUCAAUUAGCAUUCCCAUCGCUCUAUUGAAUUUCUAGCUUGACAGGUAGAUGUGGCAAAAAAGCCUGUCCUAGCAGCCCUGCACUUAUUGUAAGACCCCUUUGUCUGAUUUUUUUAAAAAGCCCCACACAGUGCCUUCCCCCAACCGUGAGCCAAUUCUGUCACAGGCCGAAAUAGAUUUUUUCUAAGGGUUUCGUGUCCCGCUUUUGUCUGUCGCAGUGUAAAGGGCCUGAUCCGCAGCCUGCAUUGUGCGCGCGCGGAGGCGGGAGCGGAUGUCUUCUGAGGAGAGCUGGCUGGGGUGACUCCCAGGCUCCGGCUAUCCGCCCGCCCACACGCCGCGACGAGGGGCGGAGCCCUGCUUCGGGAAUGCUUAAAAUGUGGAAUUCUAGAACACGACCCACAUUCUGAGUAUCACUCCAAGCAUCUGCCUUGUGCUCCCCAAGUGGAAAACGAGAAGUGCAAAGGAACAGGCAGCGAGGAGGGUAGCGAUUUUUGUCUGCAAAUUGAUGGAGCUGAUGCAGCUGUCCCCUUUGUCGGCGAGCCCUCCUUUCACAGCCUGCCCUCAGCGCUGCCUGGGGAGGGAAACAGCUGUACUGCUCUUCUCUGCAAAACUCAGAUGUGCUUUAUGGCUUGUGACAAUAGAUUUCCUCCCCACCACGCUUCACUUGGACACUUCAAUUCCAGUAAUAUACGUCUCAGCCCUUCUGUUUACUCGGCCCUGCUCACCCUCCCUGAGCUGUCAUUAGCUCCACCACCAUCAACCGCUUCUUAAUUGACCUUUUUAAAAUGCUGGGCACCACCGGCUGCACGCAGCUGCCACACAUUAAAUUUCCAGAGCAAAGAGCUCAACUUGGUAGCUGGUGAAUUGCAGCCCAGUAAUAUACUUGAUAAAUGACGUCCACCCAGCCUUAGUCCCUGAGCUGUCAGGUGAACCUGUUGACACCUCUCAACUGAAUGGCACAACAUUCAUGAGAGGACCAUGCCCCUUCUCCUUCCUGCUUCUUCCAUGAAUUAAGGAAGCAGCGGAUUCCCAGGAGGAUUUCCUGUGGGGGUAGUGUCUGCAGAGAAUUCCUGCGGUCUUGGUUCGUGAGAUGAGAUAUAAUGACACCAUCAAAGGCAGCCAGGUCCCAGGCAGUUCAAUGGGGACCCUCACUUAGGAAGGGCUUGCACAUUAAUGCUGUGCCUGUGCCACACCUUUUUCUCAUGUUUGCAUCCCUGCCCUGUGAAGUACAGCAGAGUCCAAGAUACAAAGAGUAGAUUGCAUGUGGGGUGGUGGGCAGGACACCCUUGGCAGCCAGGCACAGCAUCAGUGCCUCCCUUCCCAGGUCACCAGCUUGGGACCUCCCUGUGAGACGCUCUGCUCUCCUUUGGCAUCAGGGCCCAUCUGGGAUUCUGAACUCUUGGAGGAUAUUUCAUCCUCUCCAAGCCAUGCCCUAUGGAAAGGGCUCCACCUCCUGCAGGAAGGGGUGCCUUUUCUUUAUGGGUGCAGAGGCAUCCUGAGGCUUACCAGCGGCCUUGCUAGCCUAGUCCUCUUCUUGUGCUUCUUUCUUUUUGAAAGAUCAAGAAUGAAGAGGAAGAGAUGAAGAAUGGGAGUCCUUACCUAAAGGACCCUGGUGGUUCAUUGCUUCUCUUGCAGGGACUUUUUACAAAACUCCCUCUCUUCCACACUCCUUGCUGUGAUUCUGUCCUAAUCAUUUUUCUUGAGCAUAUCACGUAGAGACAAAUGUGUGUCACAGUGAAGCUAGAGGGUGAAUUAACAACUAAGACAAAUCCAGUGUGCUCUUUCCUGCCCUGCAUGUGUGCUCAUUUGGGGAAGGACGGAGGACACAGGGCAUCGACACAAAUUCUACAGCUCCUCAGAGAACUGAGCAGAGACAUAGAUGAGCUGUAAAAUCCAUUAAGGAAAAAUAAACAGCAUGAUUUGGAAGUUA
Messenger RNA from Sapajus apella (tufted capuchin), 3947 nucleotides. RefSeq names its product membrane associated ring-CH-type finger 3 (gene MARCHF3). Gene Ontology annotation, biological process: protein ubiquitination. Bases 297 to 1058 code for a protein of 253 amino acids. NCBI's taxonomy places the organism in Eukaryota, Metazoa, Chordata, Mammalia, Primates, Cebidae. The transcript has 5 exons. Gene Ontology annotation, molecular function: zinc ion binding; ubiquitin-protein transferase activity. The record is from RefSeq and is a predicted model, not a curated record.